Seriola aureovittata is the source of this 7765-nucleotide messenger RNA. RefSeq names its product pleckstrin homology domain containing, family F (with FYVE domain) member 2 (gene plekhf2). Bases 149 to 883 code for a protein of 244 amino acids. The record is from RefSeq and is a predicted model, not a curated record. Lineage: Eukaryota; Metazoa; Chordata; Actinopteri; Carangiformes; Carangidae. Gene Ontology annotation, molecular function: phosphatidylinositol binding; metal ion binding. The transcript is spliced from 2 exons.
UUCGGGGCAGCGGCAGAGUUUCCAGCUGCUGUCGGUGUCUGCGGACACAGCGGGUGGUUUCUGAGGUGGAGGCGCUGCUUUACUGACUCUAUCUGGAAUACAACUCAGCUCCAAGUCACCGUUAAAGUUGCCGUCGGGUGAGGUGAAGAUGGUGGACCGGCUUGCGAACAGCGAGGCCAACUCCAAGCGGAUCGCGGUGGUGGAGGGCUGCUUUGGGGCGGCGGGCCAGCCGCUGGCCAUCCCGGGCCGCGUGCUGAUCGGCGAGGGCGUCCUCACCAAACUCUGCCGCAAGAAGCCGAAGGCGCGGCAGUUCUUCCUCUUCAACGACAUCCUGGUCUACGGCAACAUCGUCAUUCAGAAGAAGAAGUACAACAAGCAGCACAUCAUCCCGCUGGAGAGCGUCACCAUCGACACGGUGCCGGACGAGGGCGACCUGCGCAACGGCUGGCUCAUCAAGACGCCCACCAAGUCCUUCGCCGUCUACGCCGCCACCGCCACCGAGAAGUCGGAGUGGAUGAACCACAUAGGGAAAUGUGUGGGAGACUUGCUACAGAAAAGCGGCAAGGCUCCGACCGGAGAGCACGCCGCCGUCUGGGUGCCCGACUCAGAGGCGGCGGUGUGCAUGCGCUGCCAGAAGGUGAAGUUCACACCUGUGAGCCGCCGCCACCACUGCAGGAAGUGCGGCUUCGUGGUGUGCGGGCCGUGCUCGGAGAAGAAGUACCUCCUGCCCAGCCAGUCGUCUAAACCCGUCCGAGUCUGCGAAUACUGCUACGUGCAGCUGACGUCGGGGAGCCUCGCGCCGCGGUCAGACUCCAUCAGCCGGCCGGGGUCAAAGUUCAACAACCUGUCGGACGACGAGGACGAAGACGACAGCAGUGACUGAGGAACGAACCGUUCCUCCCGGCGGCCUGUCCCGUCCCCUCGCCGAGGAGGAAACCGCUCUGAUUCUUCCUCGUUUCUUUCUCCUCCGUGAUCGUCGAAUCGCGCUCAAGGAUUAAUUCAUGAAUUCAGCCGGAGUCUCGUCUACAAACCAAAUAAUUUUAUUUCCUCCUCUGAUUCCAGCAGGGAUAAACACGGUGAUUAAUCAAUGAAAUGUGGAAUGAACAGGUGACCGGCAGAACUGUGAGGGAAAAGUCUGCUCAUCGCCUCCACUCUGCUCAGUCCGCCCUCCUCUCUUGACUCUUAAUUAGGCAGCAAUUAGUCACUACAGAACACAAUGGUGCUAAUGAGAAGCUUCCCUCCCCCCUCUCCUCCUCUUAAGUUAAUUUCAUCCUCGUCGAUUUCCCCCCCCAAGACUCAUUUAUUCUCAUUAUUUUUAAUUUACUGUCCAUGAACUACACGAGGUGACUGCUCUUAAUUUCUGCAGGGAAAAAGCAAAUGUUUGGGCUCUAACCUUUUUAUCUCCUCUAUCCUUCAGGUUUUUCUACCAAACGUGGGGCUUUUUUUCUCACACAAGUUUGGUGUUUAGUUUUGUUUUGGGUUUUUUUUUUUCUGCUCGAUUUUCCAGCAAAAUGUAAAAGCUGAAGCAAAGAUCCCUUUUCUAAAUAACAAAAUUUAGAUUUUGCGCUUUUCUAGUCGACUUAAUCUAGUUGCUUCUGACAAAUCAGCAAAAGCUCGUCUCACAGCGAGUGUGUUUGUCUCUCAGUGGCUGCCCCCCCUCCCAAAAAAAAAAACAAAACAACUAACUCUACCUUCUGCCUAUAAUGUCACGUAGUGCCUUAUUUUAAAAAAAAAAAAAAAAAAAAAAUUGAGGUCAGCCUCCAGUAAUAAGGUUGUUUGUUAAUGAAUCCAGGCUGCAGAAACAGGCGUUUCAUGAAAGGUUGGCUCUGAAGCACAUUACACAGGAUGGAGAUAUUGUUUGUUUUUGGGUUGUUUUUUUUUUUUUUAAUGCGUGAGCGUGCAGCAAGAGGGAGAGCAGGGAUAUUACCAACCGUUUCCUCUUCUUCCAGAAACUACAGAAAACCAGAAACUACACUUAAACCAGGCGUCAAUCACUGGUACUGAAUAAUAAUGUGAGUUGUUGAAGACCUGGUGCUGGCUUUGAGAUUGAGCUGCUAAAAGGUGUUUAGUUUUUUUGUUUUUUUCGCCACUACAGGAAUUUAACAACCUGUAAUCUGGAGCCUCCAAUGAAUAGAACCUGGUUCUAGUUCCUGUCUUGUUUCCACUGGAUAUGCAGGUCUGACUUUUUCUGCUUUGUAAUGUGAAAUCAGGGAGGUGAAGCCGAAGAAUCUUGUGCAGAACAGACUGAAAAUCAAAUGCAGUAACGUAGAGUUUGCUGCCAAAGUCGAUAUGUAAACAUGUAAACAUCUCUGCCGACCUUUAUGGGUGACUGGACCUCAUAGAGGAGCCAGCGCACAUAUUUUCCAAAGGUCAACAAUGUGUUGUAUGGACCUUUUAUGUCGAGCCAGUUUGAUGCAGCUCCAGUUAGAAAUAGAGAUCAGGAGGGGAUAAAGUUAAGUUUGCACAUGAAAGUAUAAAAGAAAUAGAAGUAAUGCACACUGUACAAGUAUGGUACUACACCCAUAUAAACACCAACAGGCUGCCUCCAUCAUGACAGGUGCAGUACUAAUAUACCAACACUACAAAAACAUUACAAGGAGCUGUAGUUAAAACAGUAACGUGUGCACCUCAACAAUCGGUCAGUUCACAGUCAUGGACUCUUUUUGCAGAGAGACCAGCUAAAAACACAAGUCCUGCUCUGUUAAUCUCAGUGUUUGCCGCGUUGCAACACCAACUCAGAAACCGGUGGAAACAAAAGCAGAACAGUUACAGGUCGUUAACUUCCUGCAGUGGGAACGGGCUUCGAUGUCGUUGGGUGGAUGAGGAGUUUGAGGCUGGACGUGAGCAGAGAGGUGAUAUGAAUAUAAUCUAGAGUAGAGAGCAGCAGUGAGGGUGAUUGUGUCGAGUAAAUGAAUGAAAUGCAAUAAUGAAUCAUUGAUAAUGAGUGGAAGCGUUGGGGCCUGCGUUGUGUUUUCUUUAGCAAUCGCGCGAUCGUGCUGUUGCAUCACAGUCUGUGUAAUUCCUCCUUAAGCUGAAGUGGAUAUACUGGACUGAACCAGGAAGUCGGCGUCGCUGACUCCUCCCUGUGCUCAGGUCAGAGGGUCGCGCCGUGUUGCGAAACAAACGCAGAGUCGUUUAACCUCCUUCCCUCCUUCCUUCCUUGUGUCCUCUCUUCCUUCCUUCCUUUUUUUUUUCACUACCACAACUUUCCUUUUGAAAAAGCACAGUCUACUGAUCAUGUGACAUUUGUGUGUGUGUGUGUGUGUGUGUGUGUGUGUGUGUGUGUGUGUGUGUGUGUGUGUGUGUGUGUGUGUGUGUGUGUGUGUGUGUGUGUGUGUGUGUGUGUGUGUGUGUGUGUGUGUGUGUGUGGGCGAGCGUGACCCGGAUCAUGUGAUCAGCCGCUGAAAAACCGGGAAUCGAAAGAGGCCUCUGAUGAGCUACCUGCAGGAUCCAGCUGCAGCUUGUCUCACAGAUGUUCAUGUCAUCAGGUUUAGGAGUUUCUCUUCCCACUGACUCCUCUGAAGAGUUUGGUUCCUUUUUAAACAACCACAGGCAGGAGUGACUCAUCUCACACUCAGAGAGAGAGAGAGAGAAAAAAACCACCUGACCUACAUUACUGCCGUUCCAAAAAUGUGGUUACAGUCUUAAAAGUCAGCAUGGAUAACCAUAGCAGCCAGAAACUUUUAAUAGAGUAGAAAUUAUUCGUUAUUUUUCAUUUCAAGUCGUCACCCUGGACUUUCCUCGUGGUCUCCAGACGUCUUCACAGCUGCACUCAGGUUUCCUAGUGUCUCAGACCAGGUGUAGGACAUGGAAACUACUGGGACUGUCGACCCCGAUGGCCGAGCGCAAAACACAUGGGCGUAAUGAGCCCUGAGCGCCCCCCCCCCCCCCCCCCCCUCCCCUCCCUCCUGUAUUUCCUGGAGAGACACUUUCAAAUACAAAAAAAGAAUUAAAGGGAAACACACACUCGCGACGUCUUGGCUUAACCCAGAUCGUCCUUACACACCGCCGUCUCAACAUGGACGCACAGAAACACGCCGCUCCUACACAGCAGAGCUCGACAGCAGUCGUCAAAUGACAUCUACAAUGACUGUGUGUUGCUUUUAAUAUCACGGCUGUGUCUCAAAUCACUCCCUAAUCACUAUAUAGUGCACUUUACUUCCUGUCGUGCUUUUUAUACGGCCUCAAAAACUCCCACAGUUUUUGUUUUUUUUUGGGGGGGGGGGGGGUUUUGUGGCACAAAAUCAAAAUUGUUUCCAUUGGAUUUCCUCUGGACACUGAGUGAGUAAUUGUGUGUUAUCUAGUUGGUACGGAGGUGAUUUGGGUCACAGCUCUGGACUCGGUGCAGACGGAGGCGUUGAUUAGAUCUGAAGUAAAUCUGUUCCGUCGCACCGCAGAGAGAAACUCCUUCAGUGCAGACGGCCCUGUCGCACCCGGCUGGAUCUGAAGCGCACUCUCAGUCGGCUGUGAUGAUGAUGAGGAUGAGGAUGAGGAUGAGGAUGACGAGGACCUUGUGUGUCCCCAUCAUCAUCAUCAUCAUCAUCAUCAUCGUCGUCGUCGGCUCAGUGGAAGAAUGUGUUUUUCCAGGCGGGUGGAGAGAGUCGAGCUGUGAUGGAGCCUGUGUUCAGGUUUCUCUUUUUAUCUGGCGAUCUAAUGACUGCAGCUCAGGUUAGCGUGGAGGUGUGUGUGUUUAUUUUAUUUUAUUUUUAUUUUGGAACGAAACUCUUCAGAGGAGAAUUUUAGUGGAAACAGGAAGUGAGGAAAUUUUUUUUUUACUGCUUCUUUACCUGAGAUGAAACAGGGACGACGUGUGUGUGAGUGUUAUCUUGACUUUAACCAGUCGGGGCAUUAUCACUCCACACAGUCGCUAAUUAGCAUUAUUAGCAUUUUUGACGAGGUUGUAGUGACGAGUCUGAACUGCAGCAGAAAGGGAUCUUUUUUUUUUUUUUAAUGUCUUUUUAUUUCUUUAGAUUUACGUUGCUGUUAAUGUUCAUGUUACUGCAAUAAAAGCAACAUAAGUGAUUGGAGAAAUUAACAGAGUAUUGAUCACUAACCAGCUGUCCUUUAUACUCACUGUGGCCGAGGUGCUGACGGCGGCGGCGGCACGGAGCCCGGCCUCAGGUUUGCUGUGGAUUGCACUCAACAAAGUCGGCACAUGGACUCUGAUCGAGGUCGAGUCGUGACUUCGUACUGUCGGAUCCACGGAUGUGUUAAAAUGAAUCUUUUAAUCCUGUUGAUUUUUUUUUUUUUUUUUUUUGUACAUUUGUACAGAUUUGUUAUGGGUUGUUAUGUUUUUGGUUUUUUUCUUUUUGUUGUACAGUUCUGAUCAAUUCUGAAAUGACGCUGUGCUCAGCUCUCCUCCUCCUCAUCCUCCUCCUCCUCCUCCCACUCCCUUUUCACACAGAGCACCAUUUUAACAGAACAGGUGGAAAUUCAGCAUCAGGUAGAAUCCUGAGCUCAGCGGAAACAUCUGUGUUUAACCACAUAUGUAUUUGAACCGUGCCGCUUCCUCAGGGAGGUCAGAGGUCAGCAGCAGCAGCUGGAGGGGUCGAAGAUAUUUCAGCAGGGUCGGAGGCUUGAACUCUGCUCCUCCAGAUUCAGUGUGUUUACAUGCGCUUUAGUAACCAGGUUACAGUCAGCUGAUCUCUCAAACAUCAUGUCAACCUGAUUUACAUGUUUGCACAGGACAAUAUCUGCAGGCAGCAGCUGGAUAAACCAGACAAAACCAGGCGAGAUUUUAAAACAACUGCAUGUUGCUUCUAAAUUUGUUAGUUUCCACCAUCGACUUCAAACAUGUUGAUAUCGUGAGGAGAAGCUUAACGGCUCAUUCUGCUCUGACACUGACAAACCAAAAUAAAGCAGUUCAAAUAAGUAAAUAAUCCUUUCAAAAUAAAGUUAAUGGCAGAGCAGAAAUCUGAUUACACAUUUCCUGUGUGUGUGUGUGUGUGUGUGUGUGUGUGUGUGUGUGUGUGUGUGUGUGUGUGUGUGUGUGUGUGUGUGUGUGUGUGUAACCUGGUUUCUGAACACACUGUUUGUCUCCUCACAGCUGAGUGAUUCUGCUGAAAACACUACAAACCCUCCAGAUGUUUGUCUGCUCGACAAACACAAACCGAACCUGAAGCCGCUGUCGUUCUGAGUCAGAGGCGGCUUUUCAAUGACGGCGUCCAGCUGUUUGUGUGUUCACGCUGCGAGUUUGACGAAGCGUUUUUAAUUUUCAUCUUUUUAACGGCAAAGCUUUGAUUGAGUGUGCGACACAUGCAGACACAUUGUAUUGGUGACGGCUUUGAUUUUCGUUGUUUGUUUUAAUAGCCGGGCGACAAAACAGGUGCUGAUAAGGUCACAUUAAUAAACAGAAACAGAGAAGGAGGAGAAGGUUCAACCCUUCAACCUCAGAGCCGAAGUCAUUUAACUUCUUCAAACAUCACUUUCUUUCUGUUAUCUUUACAAUAAGUUUGUCUCCUGCUGCGUUCAGUCGAUCCCUGUCGACUCCCAGUCUGAAGAUGAAGUGACAUUUACCAGGUGGUAAAUACUCAUGAACUCACGGAGAGAAAAGAAACAGGCUGUAAAUAACAAACGUUCACUGAUGUAAACAGCUGUUUGGAGCGUCUGCGUGAUGUGAAUUUUCUUCUUCCUGAGCCGGAGACGGGGGAAAGUUUGCGGAGGAGACGUUUGCAGUCGUGCGGGUUGUUGUAAGUCGACUCAUUUCAAACACUAAGUCAUUACAGCCUCUUCUGCAGCUUCUGCGUCAGCUGACCCCCGACAGGACCGAGGUGUCACAUGCUGCUGGUUGGUUGCAGUGAAAUAAUCCCUCUGCAUCUGAACGUGAACACAAGUUAUAAUCAGACUGAUUAUCAGGCUUUUAUCCGUCAGUUUAACCUCUGACACCUGAAGCCUUGUCGUUGUUUCAGAUGAAUUUUCCUGCUGAUAAAUGUUCAAACUUGACGAGUUGACAAGGAUCGACUGAACUAAACCUGCAACUAACGAUUGAUUACUUCAUUAACUGACGAUGAAAACGAUCAACAGUUGCCCAGAGGAAACGGUGAUGCUUUUAAGUGUCUGAUGAACAGUCCAAAACCCAAAGAGAUUCAAUUUACAUAUAAAGCAGGGAAAACGGCAAUUAGUCCAAAUUAUACUCGCAUGAAAAACAGUAAAUGACCUGAUGAUAAUUCGACUUGGACUGAAAUACAUUUGAAUAAAUUUGGUGGUUUGGAGUCGGUGUGCAGCAGGAAGUCUGUUAUCAAAACAAUCUGAUGAUUGGCAAACUAGUGGGUCAACUAAUCGUUUCAGCUGGACCCUGAACGCAUCAUGAACUGCGUCAGUAGAAACAUGGAGCAGAUACUCGUGGUGUCUCUCUUUCUCACGGUGUGAACACACAGCAGCUCCAGGACUCUGAUCACUGAUCUCCAGAGGUGACGCACCCUCAUCGCCUUCGUCAUCAUCAUCAUCAUCAUUAUCAUCAUCAUCAUCAGUAGUGAGGAGGCGACCUGGGACAGCUGAGAGAGAGGUCGUUGUGUUUAGUUGCUGAGCUGCUCACUUCCUGUCUCAUGGAUUUUUAAUGUUCCCGCUCUUUAAAUGAAGGCGGCAGUUUGGUGUUUUUCUUUUUUUUCCUAGUUUUUUUUCUUUGGAUGUUUUAAUUGUUUUAAAUGCUUCUAAAAAAAAAAAAGGGCUUCAAUCAGAAUGUAACCCAGCAUAUCAUUGUUCAAUACUAAUUCCUUCAGAAAUCUUUAAGUAUAUAUUAUAUAUAAAUAAUGUAUUGCUUAAAGUC